CCGACUACACAAGAAGUUGGGGCAUUAAAACCCGGUUCACCUUACAAUUGGUUAAUUUAAACCACCCAUAAACCUCCACUUUGAAACUCAUCAGACGCAAAGCCAAACAGAGCUUUAAGAAGGAUGAAGAUACAGUGCGACGUGUGUGAAGCGGCGGAAGCAGAGGUGGUUUGCUGCGCCGACGAGGCGGCGCUGUGCGGCGGCUGCGACCUCAAAGUGCAUGCCGGGAACAAGCUGGCCACCAAGCAUCAACGUCUUCCGCUCUAUCCCUCCGCUAUGCCCAAGUGUGAUGUUUGCCAGGAGGCUCUCGGGUGGUUCUUUUGCUUGGAGGAUCGAGCCGUGCUGUGUAGGAAAUGUGACAUUGCCACACACAAAGGGAGCUGUAGCCAGUUCAGUCACCAGAGGCUCUUGCUCACUGGGAUCAGAGUAGGACUCGGGGCAAAGGUAACGCCUUUGCAUAUGGUCGACGUUUCAGAGGCCAAAGGCAACAAACAACAUGUGUCUGAAUGGUCAAGAAUACUUGAAUCAGUGCCAUUGCCAUCUCAACAGACGAGACAAUGAUGGACCUCAACCAGGUUCGGCACG
Molecule: messenger RNA, 585 nt
Organism: Sesamum indicum (sesame)
Lineage: Eukaryota; Viridiplantae; Streptophyta; Magnoliopsida; Lamiales; Pedaliaceae
Product: B-box zinc finger protein 22-like
Biological process (GO): photomorphogenesis; regulation of DNA-templated transcription
Cellular component (GO): nucleus
Molecular function (GO): zinc ion binding
Source: RefSeq, a predicted model, not a curated record